Molecule: messenger RNA, 246 nt
Organism: Gymnogyps californianus (California condor)
Lineage: Eukaryota; Metazoa; Chordata; Aves; Accipitriformes; Cathartidae
Product: interleukin-8-like
Exons: 3
Coding region: 1-246 (81 amino acids)
Biological process (GO): neutrophil chemotaxis; chemokine-mediated signaling pathway; cellular response to lipopolysaccharide
Cellular component (GO): extracellular region
Molecular function (GO): CXCR chemokine receptor binding; chemokine activity
Source: RefSeq, a predicted model, not a curated record
AUGAUGCUGGCAGCGGAGCUGCGGUGUCACUGCAUCCAGACUGUCGCAGGAUUAAUGUUGCCAAAGCACCUGGCCAACGUAGAAAUCAUUCCUAAGGGCCCACACUGCAAUGCUGUGGAAAUCAUAGCAACACUGAAGAACAGCCAGCAAAUCUGUUUAGAUCCCCAGGCCAAAUGGGUGAAGAUGAUAAUUAACAGGAUCCUACACAGGUGUGCAAGAGAUCACGACAUCAUCACUGACUACUAA